This is a messenger RNA of Pieris rapae (cabbage white), 2753 nucleotides long. RefSeq names its product SWI/SNF-related matrix-associated actin-dependent regulator of chromatin subfamily E member 1 (gene Bap111). The record is from RefSeq and is a predicted model, not a curated record. NCBI's taxonomy places the organism in Eukaryota, Metazoa, Arthropoda, Insecta, Lepidoptera, Pieridae. Gene Ontology annotation, biological process: negative regulation of DNA-templated transcription. Gene Ontology annotation, cellular component: SWI/SNF complex. Gene Ontology annotation, molecular function: nuclear receptor binding; nucleosomal DNA binding. The transcript has 15 exons. Bases 113 to 1786 code for a protein of 557 amino acids.
UGGCGUCGCGUUCAUUGCUGUGACGCUUUAAUUUAUCAUUGUUGUGUUUUUUAGUUAUAUCGUUUCAGAAAAAUUGAAGAACAAAUUUUAACAUUACAGAGUGGAAUGUGUUAUGGCAACACCCAACAGUUAUAAACAAAACGCAUCAAUGUCGAUGCCAAGUCCUCAAAACAACCCGCACUACAUGAUUGCGGGGGCACCAAUGAGUUUCAGUAUGAUGAAAGGCGGUAUGAAUGCACCGCCUCACCAUAACCAAUACCAGUACCACCCACAAUACCAGGGUGGGCCAAUGGGCCACCCGGGGUACGGGUGGCAACCACAGCGUUUUGGUGCAGAGAGUGCAAGGCGGGCCACGUCAGGGUCAAGCCAAGCGGCCCAAAGUGGAAAAGAUGAUAAAACUAGUCCAUUUGUAUCUACUGUUCAUUCUCAUCCUGGAUUCCAACCACAAAAAAUUGGGAAGGGGCUUGGUGGGAGUGCUGGUUUACCAAAGCCCCCAAAACCGCCAGAAAAGCCACUUAUGCCAUACAUGAGGUACUCCCGCAGAGUAUGGGACACGGUAAAAGCAGCAAACCCUGAUCUAAAAUUAUGGGAGAUAGGACGUAUUAUUGGUGGAAUGUGGAGAGACUUACCUCAAACUGAGAAGUAUGCCUUUGUCGAUGAAUAUGAAGCUGAGAAGUCGGAGUACGAGAAAACUUUGAAGGCAUAUCACAAUUCACCGACCUAUCUUGCAUACAUUGCUGCCAAGAACAAAGCUGUCGUUGGAGCCUUGGAAGAAGAAAGCUCAAGUAAAAAAGGCAGCUCACAAAAAGAACAACAGCAGGACAGAAGAAUUGACAUUCAGCCUGCUGAAGAUGAAGAAGAUCAAGACGAAGGUCUGUCUGUGAAGCACGUGUCGUACGCGCGUUAUUUGAGAAACCACCGCCUCAUCAACGAGAUAUUCUCCGAUACAGUUGUACCAGAUGUGAGAUCUGUUGUUACUACCGCAAGGAUGCAGAUUCUGAAAAAACAAGUUCAAUCGCUCACAAUGCAUCAGAAGAAACUGGAAGACGAGUUGCAACAGAUUGAGGAGAAGUUUGAAGCCAAAAAACGCAAGUUUAUUGAGAGCAGCGAGGCUUUCCAGGAGGAACUUAAGAAGCAUUGCAAACCAGCAGUUGAUGAAGAGACUUUCACUCGAAUGGUCGAGAGAGCCCUAGAGCAGAUGAGACGUGGAGUCAAUCCAGCUCAUACUACUGUCAGAGAGAGAAAGGAUGAGCCUGCCAAUGAACCGAGUCAACAGCCGAUAAAAACAGAAACAAAUGGACCAAAUGCGCCAACGCAAGUUGACAAAGUCUCCACCAGUGAAGUGAAGAUGGACGAGAAUAUGACCACAGAGCUGCAAAAACCGGAAAAUAAAGAGGCAAUACCGGAUAGUACACCGGGACACGAGAAUGAGGGUGAGCGCAAAGAAGAGAAGCCCCAUGAAAUGAAGAUGGAAACUAAAGAUGCGCCUGCGCAUCCGCCACCUCAAGCGCAUAUAGCCCCGCCCAAUGCAGGUAUGAUGAUGCCACCAAACCCUAAUGCGCCUGCGCAUCAGCCACCUCAUGGAGGUCCACCUCCGCCACCAGGUGGCUACGGUGGUGCAUAUGGUGGACGAUAUUACCCGGGGUACGCGGGUGGAUACCCGGCCGGAUAUCCGCAUUAUUACCCACCCGGACCGGAACAUUACCCGCCGCACCACGCGCAUCCGCAUCCUCAUCAUGAGAUCAAGCCGGCUGAAGAGCCACCCGCCAAGAAGGAGAAUGAAUGAUUGUCACCGAAACGCGUCGUCAAAAGACGGCGCAAGUCCUCCUCGAAGGAGGGCGCUUAAGCUCAACACUGGAUCCACUCUUGAGUGCUUACUAGCUUCUCCAAAACCCCUCAUUGUCACGUUAAAACUACGGUAUCAGCUCAUCAACCUUCACAAUAAUAAUGAGAUUCAAUCUGGUGCAGAGUGGGGAUAUGAUCAAAAACGUGCUUACUUCACUAAGUCUACUGACAGAUUUAAAAUGUCAAAGUUGACAGUUGUAUUUGUAGUGUUUCGCUCGCUGAGAGUGCACUCAAGUGUGGGUUAAGGUUUUAAUGGAAAUUGGACUAAAAUUGGAUAAUAUUAGAAGACUUUAAAAGAGUGACAAAAAGUUAAAAAAUGUAUGUCUGUGUGAUUGGUUAUCUACAAUUUUUAAUGGAACGCGCGUGUUUUGUAUUGUAAGGUAUAUUGUUUGUUUUUAUAAGUAGGGUAUAUUGGGCACUAGUUUAUAAAUAUUAAAAUAUGGUUUGUAGCAGAAAUUCUACACCCAUUAGUAACAAUUGGAUAUAACAUUGUUGGAUAGAUAUUAGAUUAGAGUUAGAUAUAUCUAACUAGAUGUUAAAAAUUGUAUAUUUCUAGUUUCUUAUUAAACACAAUAUCAAAAUUCGUAAUUUCGGUUUUAAUACCAUCAUGUGGGAUGUAAAUAAAUACCACUCAAAGAAGGAAAGUAACUUAGGAAUAUCUUUAUAUUAUGCAGAAUUUGUAAUUUUUCUUAAUAAUUAGGUGUAAUGUUUAUACAUAGAGUAUAAUUAGCAUAGUAAUACUUAUGAUUAAAUACAAUAUUUUUAUAUUUAUCUCUCAUUCUGUACUCUAUUGCUGUUUCUGCCAAACUCAGCUAUGAUUGGUCGACCAGACAUAAUUGUUCCAUUGACUUCGUCUAAUGCUUGUAUUGCUAAGUCUUCACCUGUUAGAAAUAAAUGUAUAUUUAGUA